Messenger RNA from Acipenser ruthenus (sterlet), 5177 nucleotides. Its product is annotated as disks large homolog 1. Gene Ontology annotation, molecular function: kinase binding. Bases 708 to 3485 code for a protein of 925 amino acids. Gene Ontology annotation, cellular component: neuron projection; neuromuscular junction; postsynaptic density membrane. The record is from RefSeq and is a predicted model, not a curated record. The transcript is spliced from 25 exons. Gene Ontology annotation, biological process: neurotransmitter receptor localization to postsynaptic specialization membrane; chemical synaptic transmission. NCBI's taxonomy places the organism in Eukaryota, Metazoa, Chordata, Actinopteri, Acipenseriformes, Acipenseridae.
GGUAGGGAGCGAGGUCACGUGGUAUUGUUUCCAGCUCCAAGACGCCAUUUUGGAGGAAAGUUUGGAAUUUCGGUCAUAUAGGAGGAAAAAGAGGAGGAGGAAACGAGAGAAGUUUGACUUUAAGAAAUCGCAAAGAAGCGAGGAGGGGGAGAGAGGAGAAAACCCACAGCAAAACAGAGCAAAUGCGCCCGGAAUGCAAGCAUUCAACUUUGCAUAUGUGAAACUGAAACGCGAUUUGUGUUAUUUUGGAUCUUAGUUUUUUUUCUGUCUUGCUCUGCUACGUGCGUGUUGGUUUGGGGAAAACUGUGGGCUGCCGGAAUUCUGCAAUCACUAGAUUUCCUUGUGGAUUAUUGCUUUUCGUAAAGUUUCUCAAAGUCUGGUUUCUGAAACAUAAGCAGUAUUGUAUGUGUGCCCCCUCCCUCUCGCUCCAGGCAGGUUUGCUGUGUUGUACAGUAUCGUACUGGUGGGUGGUGUGUUCUCUCAGCAGGAUUCCAAUUUCCAGACACAGUGACAGAAAUCUGCUUCCAUUCUUUUCAUAUCAAAAUCACGAGCGGAUCUUUUAAAAACCCCAACACCUAGCCAAUUGGAUUUAAUGCAAAAGGGCUACACCCGUUUUUGUAUUCUAUUCAAGGACUCCUAAAUCAAAGGGAUUGCUUUAUUGUGUGCUUAAUUUUUUAAAAUUAGGAUUUCUCACCCAGAAUCCGAAGAUGCCGGUGAGGAAGAAAGAUGCACUGCGAGCUUUGGGUCUCCUUGAAGAAUAUCGGUCGAAACUGAGUCAAACAGAGGACAGACAACUCAGAAACUCAAUUGAGAGAGUUAUCAACAUCUUUCAGAGCAACCUGUUCCAGGCUCUCAUAGAUAUCCAAGAAUUUUAUGAAGUGACCUUACUGGACAAUCAGAAAUGUGGAGAAUCUCCGAAGCCAGUAGAACCCACACCACCUGUAAACCUGUGGGAAUUCUCCAGCCUUCCAAGCACAACCGUGACUUCAGAAACACUGCCGAGCAGUGUUAGCCCGAGUGUGGAGAAAUACCGUUACCAAGAUGAAGACACGCCUCCACAAGAACACAGUUCCCCUCACCUUACCAAUGAGGUGAAAGGACCAGAGUUGGUACAUGUAUCAGAAAAGAACCUUUCACAGAUUGAGAAUGUACACGGUUUUGUCUCUCACUCACAUAUCUCCCCUAUGAAGCAGACAGAUGCUGCUCCUAUAAUCCCUGUGAUCCCUAUCCUACCAGUCCCAGCAGAGAACACUGCCAUCUCAUCUACCACGUCACAGGCAAAUCCGCCACCAGUUGUGGUGAACACAGAUAGCCUGGAUACUUCUCCUUAUGUAAACGGCACAGAAGCAGACUAUGAAUAUGAGGAGAUCACACUUGAAAGGGGAAAUUCAGGCCUUGGUUUUAGUAUCGCAGGUGGUACAGAUAAUCCCCACAUUGGAGAUGACCCGAGUAUCUUCAUUACAAAAAUCAUAGCAGGAGGUGCAGCUGCACAGGAUGGGAGACUGCGGGUGAACGACAACAUAUUAAGAGUAAAUGAUGUGGACGCCAGGGAUGUAACCCACAGCAAAGCAGUAGAAGCCCUAAAAGAAGCCGGAUCAAUCGUCAGACUAUACGUGAGAAGAAGAAAGCCGGUGACGGAAAAAAUCAUGGAUCUAAAACUUGUUAAAGGCCCUAAAGGUCUCGGCUUCAGCAUAGCAGGGGGAGUUGGAAAUCAGCAUAUUCCUGGGGACAAUAGCAUUUACGUAACCAAAAUCAUCGAGGGGGGAGCGGCGCACAAAGAUGGCAGACUGCAGAUAGGAGACAAACUUCUUGCCGUGAACGCUGCUGGUCUUGAGGAGGUCAGUCAUGAAGACGCCGUGACUGCCUUGAAAAACACCCCUGAUGUAGUUUAUUUGAAAGUGGCAAAACCCACCAGCGUCUACAUGAAUGAUAGUUACGCACCUCCUGACAUCACCAACUCCUAUUCACAGCACAUGGAUAACCAUAUCAGUCCGCCAAACUACUUGGGACAACCGUUACCGCCGGCAACCCCCGGCAGAUAUUCGCCUGUCUCCAAGGCAAUUGUGGGAGACGAGGAGAUUACAAGGGAGCCUAGAAAAGUGGUACUGCAUCGAGGCUCCACAGGUCUGGGCUUCAAUAUCGUUGGAGGAGAGGACGGAGAAGGAAUAUUCAUCUCCUUCAUUUUGGCAGGAGGGCCAGCGGACUUGUGUGGGGAGCUGAGGAAAGGAGACCGCAUCAUCUCCGUGAACGGUGUUGACCUUCGGAGUGCGACGCACGAGCAGGCUGCCGCAGCUCUGAAGAACGCAGGCCAGACAGUCACCAUCGUCGCUCAGUAUCGUCCAGAGGAAUACAGUCGGUUUGAAGCCAAAAUCCAUGAUCUACGGGAGCAGAUGAUGAACAGCAGUGUAAGCUCAGGAUCUGGGUCGUUGCGGACCAGCCAGAAGAGAUCACUCUAUGUCAGAGCUCUGUUUGACUAUGAUAAGACCAAGGACAGUGGGCUCCCGAGUCAAGGUCUGAACUUCCAGUUUGGGGACAUUCUGCAUGUUAUCAAUGCCUCAGAUGACGAGUGGUGGCAAGCACGGCAGGUCACGCCAGAUGGAGAGAGUGAAGAGAUUGGAGUAAUCCCAAGCAAACGCAGGGUGGAAAAGAAAGAGAGAGCCAGGUUAAAGACGGUGAAAUUCAAUUCAAAAUCAAGAGACAAAGGGCAGUCAUUCAAUGACAAGCGUAAAAAGAACCUCUUUUCCCGAAAAUUCCCUUUCUACAAGAAUAAGGACCAGAGUGAGCAGGAAACCAGUGACCUUGACCAGCAUGUAACCUCUAAUGCCAGCGAUAGUGAAAGUAGUUACCCAGGUGGCCAGGAGGAAUACGUACUGUCUUACGAGCCAGUCACCCAGCAAGAAGUAAACUACUCCCGUCCAGUGAUAGUUUUGGGACCCAUGAAAGACAGAGUAAAUGACGAUCUGAUCUCAGAGUUUCCAGACAAGUUUGGCUCCUGCGUUCCUCACACAACUAGACCACAGCGUGACUACGAGGUGGAUGCCAGGGAUUAUCACUUUGUCACAUCUCGGGAGCAGAUGGAGAAGGACAUUCAGGAUCACAAGUUCAUUGAGGCCGGCCAGUACAACAACCACCUGUACGGAACCAGUGUGCAGUCAGUACGGGAGGUAGCAGAAAAGGGCAAGCACUGUAUCCUGGAUGUGUCAGGCAAUGCUAUCAAGAGGCUACAGAUAGCACUGCUCUAUCCAAUUGCUGUUUUCAUUAAACCAAAAUCCGUAGAAAAUAUUAUGGAGAUGAAUAAGCGUCUGACAGAGGAGCAAGGCAGGAAGACCUUCGAGAGAGCCAUGAAACUGGAGCAGGAAUUCACAGAGCACUUCACAGCUAUUGUUCAAGGGGACACGCUAGAGGAGAUAUACAACCAGGUUAAACAAAUCAUCGAGGAGCAGUCCGGCCCCUAUAUCUGGGUACCAGCCAAGGAGAAAUUGUGAAGAUGCUGAAUUUAUUUUUCAUUUGCAUUUUUUUUUUUUUAAACAAACCUCGCCUGCUGCGUUUGAUGGCUUUCCACCCCUUCUUUCAGAAGCCACUUGCUCCCUGUGUGUGUACGUCAUAGGGGACACAACCCCUUUUUUGUGUCUCAACAUCCUCUCUCACCUGUUGACACCAGUGUCUUGUCAAUUUGAGACUGUUGCAUAGAAAUGACUGAUUGAAUCACACUGUCUUUCUACAGAGAAGGGGGGAUAUGCCCUGACCAGCUACAAUAGGAGGAUUCUAUGGGACAGUUCCUUAAUGUUUAAGGACGGUGACUUUUUAGAGAUGCAUUAUAUAUAUAUUUUUCUUUUAAAUUGUUAUUUUCAUGGUAAAGGAAGGAAUAUACGGUCUCAUUUAUUGGGUCAGAAAAACACAAAGCAAAACUUUGCACGUUCUAGCUUUAAUAGCAUGGUUUGGAUGUUUUAUGAUUUUAUUUUGGGUUUCUUUUUGCUGUCUAAAGUUUCUUCAAAAUCAUUAAUCAUAGCCUCCUUUCUGUUGUUUUUACAUGUAUUUUGUCUCGCACAACCUCAGAUCUCCCCUUUUUAAAAGGUUAAGGUUUGGUUCAGGUACACAUAUGUUAGAAUGUUUCUAAGCGGGUUCUUCUAACAUUAAUCAGUGUCUUACCAUUAAAAACUGCUUUCUCACUAUGAUCAAUAGUAGAUUUAAUCAUCUUAGGUGCUUGGGAGAGGUCAUUUUUUAAGUAAGGCAUGACUGGUUGUGUUAGUGGUGUUGAAAGUGUCAUAUAUUAAUGGAAGAGGCUUUGGGGCCAUAAAAAGGAUUCUAUUGUACACAGUUUGAGAUUUUAACAGAUAUUUAACCCUCAGUAAACUGCCUAUUUUGUUAUAAUAAAAGCCUAUUGAACUUUACAUAACACUAUAAACUAUGGAAAUUAUUUUCUUUAUAGUUACACACACAUUAUAUAUAUAUAUAUAUAUAUAUAUAUAUAUAUAUAUAUAUAUAUAUAUAUAUAUAUAUAUAUAUAUAUAUAUAUAUAUUCCUUUACUUUUACCACCAACUCCUUUGGCAUUUUUUUUUUCUUCCUUUUUAUGCAUAUACCUUUAGAGAUUUUCAUCCUUAAUUAAUCUGAAACAUGGGGUUUGGUGGUUGGGUAAAACAGUAUUUGGUAUAAAGCCGUUGCAAAUUAAGUAACAGUGGCAGCUAGUUCUCCUCUUUUUCCUCCCAUGUAAGCUCUAUGUGAGAUUUUUCAUGCGACAUGCAUGGUGUUUAAGCAACUAGGGUAAUUCUAAAGAAAAAAAAAAAAAAGGAAAUUAAUCUGGACUCUUAUUUGUGUAUGUUUUCAUCUGAAAUUGCAAUUGUCAUAUCUUCCAUUGUAGCUCUGCAUUGGAUUGUACAAGCGUCUGUGUGGAAAGAAGAUUAUAUUUUAACAAGUUUGAAGAUCUGUUCUUUAAUAAAAAAAUGAAAUAAAAUAAAAUAAAAAAAAACCUUUUAAUCCUAAAUCAUAGGCGCUUUGACUGGUAAACCUACUCAUUUCAUGUUCUUUGGAGAGGAUUGUUUUAUAUAGGACUAUCUGCUUAUUAACUUCAUUACAGCUUUAUUACUCUUUCUGGGACUGGAAUUUGUAAAUAACUACCACCCUAUAUUCAUUCCAUUUGUCAAAAGAGGAGAACAGCUAAUAAACUUUUAUCAUACAA